Messenger RNA from Lodderomyces pseudojiufengensis, 513 nucleotides. RefSeq names its product TRAPP subunit. The record is from RefSeq and is a predicted model, not a curated record. Gene Ontology annotation, cellular component: TRAPP complex. The transcript has a single exon. Lineage: Eukaryota; Fungi; Ascomycota; Pichiomycetes; Serinales; Debaryomycetaceae. Bases 1 to 513 code for a protein of 170 amino acids. Gene Ontology annotation, biological process: endoplasmic reticulum to Golgi vesicle-mediated transport.
AUGAAAGUCUAUUUGUUACUAAUACUAAACAAAUCAGGUGGUCUUAUAUACCAAAAGGAAUUUCAAUCAGGUCUAUCCAAACUCACUGCUAAUGACUACUUAGUAUUAGCAGGUACAUUACAUGGGGUUCAUGCCAUUGGAGCAAAACUUACUUCAAAUAUAAUAGAUAAAAAUUUUAAAGGUAACAACACUUUAGAAGAGUUGAAUUCACAACAUAAUGCUCAGAUUUUAUCAACUGGAAAACAACAAAAUUCAAACUGUAAUAUUUAUGGCCUCAAGAAUAUUGAAACUGAGUUUUUUAAUUUAUAUAUUUAUCAAACUGUUAGUGGAUUAAAAUUUAUUAUAAUUACAAAACCAAAUUUAAAUCCUAUGGAAUUGAAUAUUUUGAACGAUGAAUUCAAGAAUUUAUAUGUUGCUUAUAGUGAUUAUGUGAUGAAAAAUCCAUUUUAUUCGUUGGAUAUGCCGAUUAAGAGUCAAUUAUUUGAUAAUAAAGUGAAAGAGAUAUUGAUAUAA